GCCCGCCCCCCUCCCAGCUCCCAUGCCGCCAGUUUGUUAAAUUAAUGCAGUAAGAAAGUCUGAAGAUCUGAGGGAGUCCUGGCCAAAGGAAGAUGGGCGAGCUCAGAAAAUCGAGAUGCAUCUGAAGCCCUGGGCUCCUCAGCCCCGCGGGGUCGCCAUGGACCCUGACAGCCCCUGAAACUUGCCCUGAGCUCUCUCAUGCCUGCAGCCCUGAGCAAUGGGACACCUUUCCUGCAGCGAUCAUAACUUAUUCGGCGGGGACCAGAGAACAGGGAUCGCAAGGCGACAACAGACUCGCACGCAGGCAGGGAAACGAGAUUACGGGACUCGGUCGCGAUGCGCCAGCCUGGCACAUUCUCCGGGAUUUAACUGAAGGCAGCACCGUCAAUCGCUUCCCCUGGCCCCUAGCCCCCUCAGGCCAGCCCAGGGGCAUAAAGCCCUGCUCUCUCUACCCAAGAUGCUCGCCCAAUCUAACGGUCGGAGGCCAGCGCUCUGAUCGCCACAGAAGAUUUUUUUCCCUUGCAUGGAGCUGGCCGUUUAAACAGAAAAACAGGGGUAAAAAAGAAAAUAUACCCACCCCCAAACGUGCCUCCCCAGCGCCGCAGGGAGCCAACAGACAAGCUGGAGUUUAACAAACAGCAAUACUCUUCGCGCUCCUGAAAAGCAGGGCUGGACGCUCUCCGUGGUGCUGAAACGCUUCACGGCUGCCUCUGUCCGUGGUACCUACAGCCCCCUCGUUCCAAUUUCCCCUGGGGCUCUCCCUCCGCGCCCCUGUUCUCCACCUCCCCUUAGCAUCUGGAUUAUUUUUUCAAUAGCGCUCGCUGGUUUUGUAAGUGCCAAUUUGAAACAUUUUUUACCCUCAUAACUCGUGGACUACAAAGCACAAGGACCUGAAAAAUGUACAGCUUCAAUACUCUUCGACUCUACCUUUGGGAGACCAUUGUAUUCUUCAGCCUUGCUGCUUCGAAGGAGGCUGACGCUGCCCGCUCCGCGCCCAAGCCUAUGUCACCCUCGGAUUUCCUGGAUAAGCUCAUGGGGAGAACCUCUGGAUACGAUGCCAGGAUCAGGCCCAACUUCAAAGGUCCCCCGGUGAAUGUGAGCUGCAACAUUUUCAUCAACAGCUUCGGCUCCAUUGCUGAGACAACCAUGGACUAUAGGGUCAACAUCUUCCUGCGGCAGCAGUGGAAUGACCCCCGGCUGGCCUACAAUGAGUACCCAGAUGACUCUCUGGACCUGGACCCAUCCAUGUUGGAUUCCAUCUGGAAACCCGACCUGUUCUUUGCCAACGAGAAGGGGGCCCACUUCCACGAGAUUACCACAGACAACAAACUGCUGAGGAUCUCCCGGAACGGAAAUGUCCUCUAUAGCAUCAGAAUCACCCUGACACUGGCCUGCCCCAUGGACUUAAAGAAUUUCCCCAUGGACGUCCAGACGUGUAUCAUGCAACUGGAAAGCUUUGGCUAUACCAUGAAUGACCUGAUCUUCGAGUGGCAGGAGCAGGGAGCUGUGCAGGUGGCAGAUGGACUAACUCUACCCCAGUUUAUCCUGAAAGAAGAGAAGGACUUGAGAUAUUGCACGAAGCAUUACAACACAGGGAAAUUCACCUGCAUUGAGGCCCGAUUCCACCUGGAGCGACAGAUGGGCUACUACCUGAUCCAGAUGUACAUUCCCAGCCUGCUCAUUGUCAUCCUUUCAUGGAUAUCCUUCUGGAUCAACAUGGAUGCCGCGCCAGCCCGUGUGGGCCUGGGCAUCACCACUGUGCUCACCAUGACCACCCAGAGCUCUGGCUCCCGAGCAUCCCUGCCCAAGGUGUCCUAUGUGAAAGCCAUUGACAUUUGGAUGGCGGUGUGCCUGCUCUUCGUGUUCUCAGCCCUGCUUGAGUAUGCCGCUGUCAACUUUGUGUCUCGGCAGCACAAAGAGCUGCUCCGAUUCAGGAGGAAGCGAAGACAUCACAAGAGCCCCAUGCUGAAUCUGUUCCAGGAGGAUGAGGCCGGAGAAGGCCGCUUCAACUUCUCUGCUUAUGGGAUGGGCCCAGCCUGUCUGCAGGCCAAGGAUGGCAUCUCAGUCAAAGGCGCCAAUAACAACAAUACCACCAACCCCCCUCCCGCGCCGUCUAAGUCCCCAGAGGAGAUGCGAAAACUCUUCAUCCAGAGGGCCAAGAAGAUUGACAAAAUAUCCCGCAUUGGCUUCCCCAUGGCCUUCCUCAUCUUCAACAUGUUCUACUGGAUCAUCUACAAGAUUGUCCGCAGGGAGGACGUCCACAACCAGUGACGGGUCUGGGAUGGGGCGGGAGUGGGGGAGGCUGGGAGAGGGCAGAAUGGAAAUAGCACAGGAAUCUGAGAGCCUAAGGAAGAGAAGGGGAAGAGAGGAAGGGGGCACACAUACACAACUCCCUCUUUCUCUGAAAAAUGUGCAAUAGCAAAAUGCAGUGAUGCAUGAAUCUUAGAAUGUGGCACUAUC
Molecule: messenger RNA, 2460 nt
Organism: Felis catus (domestic cat)
Lineage: Eukaryota; Metazoa; Chordata; Mammalia; Carnivora; Felidae
Gene: GLRA1
Product: glycine receptor alpha 1
Exons: 9
Coding region: 898-2271 (457 amino acids)
Biological process (GO): regulation of membrane potential; signal transduction; nervous system process
Cellular component (GO): postsynaptic membrane; synapse; plasma membrane
Molecular function (GO): transmitter-gated monoatomic ion channel activity; glycine binding; transmembrane signaling receptor activity
Source: RefSeq, a predicted model, not a curated record